Messenger RNA from Ostreococcus tauri, 3132 nucleotides. RefSeq names its product unnamed product. The coding region runs from base 1 to 3132 and encodes 1043 amino acids. Lineage: Eukaryota; Viridiplantae; Chlorophyta; Mamiellophyceae; Mamiellales; Bathycoccaceae. Gene Ontology annotation, biological process: regulation of synaptonemal complex assembly. The transcript has a single exon. The record is from RefSeq and is a predicted model, not a curated record.
AUGGACGCGCUGUUGGAUAUAUCUCUGAGUGGGGUGUCGCUUGAUGACGCAAACGAGGCGACGGGAACGACGCGAGCGGGCGCGGCGAGGCGCGUAUCGGAGACGCCGAACGCGCGCGUCAGCGUGGAUCCGAUUAUAGACGCCUUGGAUGAGAUCAGCGACGCGUUUGACGGAACGAUGACACGCUCGGAGUUGGCAAAGCGAGUGUCUAGCGCGAACGACGUGUUGCGGACCGUGAGCGAGGUGCGGAAGAUGAGCGAGCGUCUGCGUGAUUUGUGGUCGAUGGACGAGGACAAAUCGAGAGAGUUGGCGAGAAACAUGUCGUCGCGAUGCUGGAAUUUUUCGAUCGAGAAGACGUCGCUCGAGACGAAGGCUGAGUGUGGUGGGCAGCUGAACGAGGAGUUCGUCGGUCCACUCCUCGAUAUGAGAUAUGUUUCGUGCGAGCUCUUGGAUCACGCAUCGGGAUUGAUUGAUGGAAAUGCUACGAGCGGGAUUUCAAGUCUGUCCACGGGUAUCGUGAAUCAUCUUACUCUCGCGUCGCUGUUGCACGAGGCGGGAGAGUUCAAGGCUUCGGAAGAGCAAUUCAUCAUCGCCGAGUCGUACGCGAACACGUUUUCAAAUAUGAACGGUGAACUCGACAGCGAUUCCAUGUUGAUGAUGUUCGAGGCUCAGACGGUACGCGCGAAGAACACCUUUCUGCUUGGUGACAUGGUCGGGGCACAGAAUUUUUUCCGAGACGCGCAACGAUACGCACAGAGUGCACAUAGCAAAGGAAACGAGGUCAUGUGCAUGACCACGUUGGUGAAUUCCAAGAUUAAUCUAGCUGAGACUCUGAACGUAUCCGAGAAGCUCUUGUCGAGCAAUCGGUCUGAGUUUGACAAACGCGUGAGAUUUCUCAUCGAUGCCCUCGAAACUUCUUACGGAGAUUUGUUCGCCAUUGUUCAGAAUUCUUGGUCGACGUCAGCCGUUUCAGAUGCGGACGCGAAAUACGUUCUGAAAAUGGACCCGCUGAAAAUGAGCAGUACGUUACUUCGAACGGAUGGCAUGUUCAUUCGCAUUUUGCAUAGUCUCGCCAAGCUUUACAUACACGCGAGAUCGUACGAGGAGGCUCUGACGGUGCUAGAAAAAUUGAAAACGAUCAAUUCGUACGUGAAGGAGUGCACGGGCAGCGACAGUGUCUUGGUUCGAGACUUGCACGCUCUCACCGAUUCAUUCCUGAUGGACAGCAUGUUCAUCGAAGCUUUCGCUGGGAUUGGAGAAGUGUCAAAAGCUUGCGACGUGUUAGAGGGUCUUCUUCAGGCGAAGGAGGCAGAUAUCAAUGUACUGUACGCAUCAUGUAUUAAAAUGGCUCGGAGCGAGCACGGUGCCGGCGCGGUGGCUUCCAACGUUGGCACGUUGGCGAAACGGAUGAGCUCAUUUUCAACAAAAAAGCGACAAGAAAUGAUCACCGAUAUUUUUGAAACUCUCUUCGAGACUUCGCAAAGCCUUGAUGAGUCCAGUGCAAUGUUUAUCAUUUCGCAGCUAGAGUGCUUACUCACGGAUAGCGGUCGGUUUCGGGAGAUCGGUUUCACCCGCGAUGGCCAAUCACGCGCGUACGCCAUUACCUGGAACGCCGCGGCAGAAAUGUACAACCUGAACAAGUACUCCAUCGCGCGUAAAAUGUUUGGAAUGACGCUGCCACUGUCAACGCAGAGUAAGAGAAAGAACACGAGCAGCUCCGCAGUACCUGUCAUACGGUUGCAAGUAAUGUGCGAUUUGGAGAACAACGAUAUCGAACGCGCUCGCGAAUCGCUUCAAGGCUUGAUGGAAGACAAGAGCUCAGCGGAUGUCUCGACGACUCUACUGUGCGUCAAGUUCCAACUCAUCUCUGAGGACCUCGAAGGCUUGAGUAGUUCAAUAUGUUCGCUUGUGAAAGCCGGUGAACCCGACGCUUUGUUGUACGUUGCCGGAGAGCUUGACGAUACGAGGCACCACAAAAUCGCUGCUGACGCGUUUCGGAGCCUAUACGAUAUGAUUUUGGACGGAACGAGCACUGAACGCAUGGACAAAGAAGAGUCAUUCAUUUUUUGUAGUUAUUUGCGUCAUCUCAAAGCAUCAGUGAACGGGAAGUACGAUAGAAAAGUUUUCAAAGAUGCCUCGCACCUUUUCGAAGAAUUCGUGAAGCGUGUUUCCAAACACAACAGUCUCCUAGCAGAUGCUCGUCAAACGCAGUACCUCGCUGACUUUUCAUGGAAUGUUGGCUUAGAUGCGUACGAGAGUGCAUCGACCGACGCGGCGUAUCAGUUCAUGUUCUGCUCCGCGUUCGUGGUAUCCAAACUUCAUAAGAUCCCGGAAGGACUGAGUGACGAACAGCGCUCAGAGUACAGGUACCGCCAAGCGGUGGCGCUGCUUCUAUCGAUAGCGUCUCUAACGAGCCACAACGCGAUGUCCGAUCAAGAAGAUGAAAGUGAACGUAAGAAGCGUGAAUUAUCGAACGUGGCUCGUUCAAAAGGCGCGAUGGCACAGUUGCGCGGUUUACUGAAGAACGCGGAAGAAGACAAAUACAAAGCAGUAAGACAAAUUUCUUAUGUUCUUGAGUAUGAAAUUGCGUGCGCUCAACGCGAUGUCGCAUCGCAGAGCAAGCUCGUGGACGAAAUAUCUUCGAUGAUGGCGACGGACCCUGAGUACAUUGGCGUUCUGACCAUGAUAGCGGAUAGGGGAGCAUGCAUGAAAGCUUCUGAUUUGGUCACCGUUUCCCGAGCGUACGAAGAAGCAGCCGUAGUGAUGAAGGCACACUCCUUUUCGGACUCGAAAAGACUCGGUCGGUUGAUGAGAAAGCGCAUUCAGCUUUCUUCACGAGUGUACAAGGGGAAUGACGACGCGAUCCACAUGCUUUACGACGAAGCAGAGGAGAUAUUUUCCUCGCAUCCGUCAUAUCCCCCUGUCGAAGCGCAGUGGUUGCUGUCAACCUGCUUCAAUCGAGCCGUGAGACAUGAACGCUCGAUGCGAACGAAAGAAGCGGUUGAGUGGCUCAAGCAAACGCAAAAGUUGCUGCAUGCACUCGAAAAUAUAUUACCAGACGCCUCUGAAUACUAUUCACCAAUUGUGGACGAUAACCUCGCCGUGUUGACUGUUGAACUUGGCGCGGAUUGA